AUGGCUUUGACUAUACUUGACUUGGGCGAGGAUAUACUAACGUAUGCCAUUUCAAGGCAUCUCUCACCCGACGACAUAUUCAAAUUCUUCACUUUAAACUCUACACUAUACAAACUAUUUCAAUCAUCAGCAACCAUUUACCAGUUGCUCUAUAAUAAAAAGUUUACAAACAACGAAAACAACUACACGCUUAACUUACAGCAACAUCUCAAUUGGAAGCAGCUAUGGCAACUAAGGUGCAACAUCAAUCAAGAAGUCUUUACUUGGGGCGAGAGUAAUGGGGGACGAUUGGGAUACUUGUCCACGAGAAUUGAUCAGUCACAUGUCCUGAGGAAGUUGGGCGGUUGGUCAGUGCACACCCCGACCAAUGUACCUGAGUUUAAUCGACACCUCAUUGUAGAUCUCAAGGCGAAUGGGUACAGCUUUAUCAUAUUGUUGAACAAUGGUGAGUUGUGGUUUACCGGCAUGGAUUGGAAACGCCCUCAACAAGGAUUAUCGACCCCUGGGCCAGUAAGAGCCAAAGAUUACAAGCCUAAUCCUGGGACAAUGGCAUUAAGUAGUAUGAACAACAAUGUUGACGACAAUGUUGGAGGUAGAAGAGGUAUAAGACCUGGCACAUUUGCUGGAGGUCGCGGUAGAUUCGGUGUGAUGCCCAUGCCGAUGCCGGGAAGAUUUACCGAUGACGACGAGGAAGACAGUGAUGAGGGUGUCAUUGGUGGUAAUGGUGGUAAUGGUGAUACUCCACAGGAGGGAUCAAGCGGGGCCAAUGCGGCUUCACCAGGAGCUUCGUCGUCGCUGUUGCCACAGUCGAGGAGAAUGCUCCAACCAAGCGACACUAGACCUAAAUUGAGACAUGCGCCUUCCAAGAUACAAGAGACGAAUUUCUUAUCCCGGAUGUUUCUUCCACCGGUAAAUGGGCCAGAUGAUCGAAAAAUCAUUUCCAUCAGCACGGGACGCGAGCACAUUGUUGCUUUAGAUGAUAAGAAUAACGUAUACACGUGGGACACAGGAUGCAACUCAAAUAUUGGUAUCCAUGUCCAGUUUCCUGGUAUACCGGAAAGCGUCAGCGUGGUUAAGGUUUCAGCUGGCUGGAACUUGUCUGCAUGCCAAGUAGAUGGUGUGGGGCUAGUUGUAUGGUACACAAGAGAGCCAUUGACUAAGGAACAAUUUGACCAACAGAAUUAUCAGAGUAAUGUUAAGUACCUGGUCAUACCUGGAACCGAGAACAACGUGGUUGAUUUCACUGUUGGUGCUGACUAUGUAUUAUUCAUCAAAAAAUCCGAUUCCAAAUUGUACCAAUUCAGAUUGCAUGCCCAGGAUUUUGCAACAAGAGAUAAUGAGCGAUUGGAUGCCAAUGAUUUGAAACUGAUGAUUACCCCUCUUGACAAUUUCAACAAUUGGCUCGCUCAGCAGGAAGCAAGCAUUGAAUUUACACGGUUGAAUAGUUGUUUCACAAACUUUGUCGUGUUUACCAAUCACGACCAAGUUUUGAUUGGGUCAAAUGCUCACUUACUUUACAAUAUCAAUGACGAGACUCAGGAGCAAGGAAAGGUUCCGGUUUUAAUACCCGAUUUGCAAGGACAGAAUAUCAAGUCGGUUGAAAUUGGCGAUUACCAUUAUUUGGCAUUGACAAACGAUGGAUCUGUACUUAGUUGGGGAACUGAAUCACGCUCAUGUGGGUGUUUGGGUAUUGGACCAAGAGAAUUGGCGGCAGCUGAAAACCCUGAGACUGUUGUUGAGCACGGUGCAAACUUGGAAGUUAAACUGCCCUUGCAUGUAAAGAAACCAAAGGGCAACAGGGUCCAUGGUAAGUGGGUUGCUAUUGCUGCUAGUGGAUGGCAAUCGGGUGGUAUAUACGUUCCACUAUAUGAUUGA
Messenger RNA from Lodderomyces theae, 1875 nucleotides. Its product is annotated as SCF ubiquitin ligase complex subunit. Bases 1 to 1875 code for a protein of 624 amino acids. The record is from RefSeq and is a predicted model, not a curated record. The transcript has a single exon. Gene Ontology annotation, molecular function: guanyl-nucleotide exchange factor activity. Lineage: Eukaryota; Fungi; Ascomycota; Pichiomycetes; Serinales; Debaryomycetaceae. Gene Ontology annotation, cellular component: cytoplasm.